Molecule: messenger RNA, 1710 nt
Organism: Otolemur garnettii (small-eared galago)
Lineage: Eukaryota; Metazoa; Chordata; Mammalia; Primates; Galagidae
Product: alsin-like
Exons: 5
Source: RefSeq, a predicted model, not a curated record
UUGGAAGUAACAAUAAUAAUUUGUGGAUUCCAUUGUAGGAAAUUUUGGCCAGUGACCUUGUCGAUCCUUGGAGAUAAUAAAAAGGUUUUGCCAACCACAAAAGAUGCUUGUUUUGCCUCAGCAGUGGAAUGUCUGCAGCAGAUCAGCACGACAUUUACUCCAUCAGACAAACUUAAAGUCAUCCAGCAGACUUUUGAAGAGAUCUCUCAGAGUGUCCUAGCAUCACUCCAGGAAGACUUCUUGUGGUCCAUGGAUGAUUUGUUUCCUGUUUUCUUAUAUGUGGUGCUACGGGCCAGGAUUAGGAAUUUAGGGUCUGAGGUGCAUCUCAUUGAGGAUCUGAUGGACCCCUAUCUUCAACAUGGGGAGCAGGGUAUAAUGUUCACCACCUUGAAGGCAUGUUACUACCAGAUCCAGCGUGAGAAGCUUAAUUAGACUACAUAACAGCUUAAAGACAGGAUUAUCUGCUACGGAGUCACAGCACCAUCUGGAGUCUUCCUGUAGUAGCAAAAGUGUUGAAAUUGGAAAGGACUUUAUGUUACUUGGGUUGUUAUUUCUGAGCCUUACUAAUAAUGAGAUCUCUGAGCCCAGAGAAAAAGACUGUAGAGUUUAAAGGGAGAAUUGAAAAGGAGGUAGAAAUCAGAUUAGACUAGCCCUUGGCCUGUGUUAAAUUCCAAAAAUAUCAUUCAUCUACUAUUUGGAAAAAGAAGAGAUCCCUUCCUAAGGUAAAGGGUAUGUCAGCUAUGUGAAGUUGUAAGAAAAUUCCCAGUCUAGCUUCUGACAUUAAAGGAGUUGUUGAAUAUUUUUGAGUUUCUGAUUUGCCUGAAUCCAUCUGCAGUUACCCAGAUCCCUUUGCAAGAACUAGAUUGUACUUGAAACUAUAGUGGGCCACACUCUGCCUUCCUAAAUCCCUUCCAAUCAUGUAUGUAUCAUGCUUUUUUGCUGAAAGAGGAACUUUUAAACUACAGUUUUAACUUUUUUAAGCUUUUCCAUGACGGGAGAGGUUUCAUGCAGUGACUACCACAUCCUCCCCCCAUCCCCCACCUCAAACAUGGAACACAUCUAAAUAGGAGUUUUCUGUCUCCUGAUUAAGAAGACCAUAGGAAUUUGGGGUUUGGUUUCCUCACUAAGCUACACUGGAAUACAAAACACUGACUCUGAGCUGCUGUGGAACCUCAUUUGUCCCUGUGCAAACGCUGUCUUCUGUGGCCUGUGAAGGAGAGCCUGAGGAGCUUUGCAUGCAGGCUGUAUUUUGGAGCAGGAUGAAAGAUUGGGAAAGGCGGAAGCAAAGAACUGCAUCGAUCAAUCUGGUGUUGUGGUUCUUCCCUAUACCUCGCACUGAACUCACAGAGAAGAAAAAGGAAAUAAGCUUUGGCUUUUUCCAUCUCAAAAGUAUUAUAGCACCUCAACAUGUUAGUGUUUUGCGUUUCUGAACUGUCCCAUUCUAAGUUGUUGGUUUACUGUAUAAGUAACACUAGUAGCUGUUUUGAAUAAUAUAGGUGCUCUUCCUCAUCUCAUCUCCUGCACACCGUGGUGAGCAUAUGGAGUGUCCUGAUUUAUGUAAAGUGACUCAGCAAAUGUUAAAUACUUUUGAAAAAGGAUCAUGGUUUCUGCUGUACUUUAUAAUCAAGAUAAGUGUUUAUUAAAAUACUGUUUUGGAAUGUUGGCUGUGAUGUAACAGCGAUUUUCAUAAUAAAAGGCAUUGGUCUUUAA